AUCUUCUCUUUGUGGCUCUCCAGCCUCCUCCAAAACACAGAGAGUAUCUUUCAUAUUACUUGGCUUUUUUAUUAGUGACACUUUUUCUCUCUCUGUAUACUAACUUUUUCUUGUUAUGUAGCAUUCUUGAUACCCCAGAAGAAAAAAAUCCAAUCUUUAUGUUAUAUGGAAGGACCCUUUUGGAUUUUAAAUUGAUUUUGAACUUCUUUUUACAACCCCUUGCAAUAACAGAAGAGAAAAAAUGAUGCAGCAUUCUUCUGUGACUCAAGAAUCUGCUAACCCUUUUGGUGUUGUAUCACAAAAAGCCCCCUUUGUAUUCAAUUACUCAAAUAGUAACUGUAAUUUAGAUGCAUAUUCAACUUUGCUGUCUAAUUACUUGUAUUUUGAUUCUAGGGGAAAGAAAGAUUUUUUGAAUUGCAUGAAUAAGCCAAAGGCUGUAUCUUUAUUGAGUUUGAGUAUUAGUAGUAGAAGUGCUUCAUCAAGAAUUAGUAAAGCACUUUUUCAGUUUAACAAGGCUAUUAGAUUCCAUUGUGAGAAAAUUCCUCUUGGGUUUGCCUCAGUUGGUGGAGGGGUUCAUUGUGGGGAGAACAAUGGGGUUAGAGAAGAGGGGAGUGUACUGGAGAAUGAGGGGAUACCUGUCAAUGGUGUCGAAUCAGAACCUCCAAAAAAGAUACUUAUUUUGAUGAGUGAUACUGGUGGUGGUCACAGAGCCUCUGCUGAAGCUAUUAGGGCAGCGUUCAAUGAAGAAUAUGGAGAUAAAUAUCAGGUGUUUAUUACUGAUUUGUGGGCAGAACAUACACCCUGGCCUUUCAACCAAUUGCCACGGAGUUACAACUUCUUAGUGAAACAUGGCUCUCUAUGGAGAAUGACAUAUUAUGCUACUGCUCCUCGUUUAGUUCAUCAAACUAAUUUUGCUGCUACAUCUACAUUUAUUGCUCGUGAGGUUGCUAAAGGUUUAAUGAAAUAUCAGCCUGAUAUUAUUAUCAGUGUUCAUCCUCUAAUGCAGCAUGUGCCUCUUCGCAUUUUGAGGUCCAAAGGUCUCUUGAAGAAAAUCAUAUUUACCACUGUUGUAACAGAUUUAAGCACUUGCCAUCCUACAUGGUUUCACAAACUUGUUACUAGGUGCUACUGUCCAUCAGAAGAGGUAUCAAAACGAGCACUGAAGGCUGGUCUCAAUUCAUCUCAAAUAAAAGUUUAUGGGCUUCCUGUACGACCGUCAUUUGUGAAGCCAGUUCCUCCCAAGGUUGAACUGAGGAAGGAACUUGGAAUGGAGGAUCAUCUCCCAGCAGUACUACUGAUGGGUGGUGGAGAAGGAAUGGGUCCAAUAGAGGCUACUGCUCGAGCACUUGGAGAUGCACUGUAUGAUGAAACUAUAGGGGAGCCAAUCGGUCAGGUCCUAAUAAUAUGCGGGCGCAAUAAGAAGCUUUUCAACAGAUUGACUUCAGUGCAGUGGAAAGUUCCUGUUCAGGUAAAGGGGUUUGUCACUAAAAUGGAGGAAUGCAUGGGUGCUUGUGAUUGCAUUAUUACCAAGGCUGGUCCAGGGACUAUUGCGGAAGCCAUGAUUCGUGGACUGCCUAUAAUUCUUAAUGGUUUCAUUGCUGGUCAGGAAGCUGGAAAUGUGCCAUAUGUUAUCGAGAAUGGAUGCGGGAAAUACUCAAAGUCACCUAAAAAGAUAGCCAGUAUAGUCUCGCAGUGGUUUGGUCCCAAACAAGAUGAACUCAGAAUCAUGUCCCAAAAUGCUCUUAGGCUCUCAAGGCCAGAUGCUGUAUUUAAGAUAGUACAUGACAUGCAUGAAUUGGUCAGACAGAAAAAUUUUGUACCACAGUAUUGUCCUACUUAAAUUACUUGCGUCUGUUAGCCGGUGGAAGAUAGCAGGCACCCAAUGAAAUACUCGGUGUGUGCAAGCUAGCUCUAUUAUUAUUAUUAUUAUUUCAACUCAAUUUUGGCUUGAAUUCUUAGUAGAAUGUACCAUUGCCCUGAUAAACAUUCAUUCAGAGUGAACUCCUUGGGUUUAAAGUGAAACUUUAAUU
Messenger RNA from Solanum stenotomum, 2030 nucleotides. RefSeq names its product probable monogalactosyldiacylglycerol synthase, chloroplastic. Gene Ontology annotation, molecular function: hexosyltransferase activity. The coding region runs from base 242 to 1840 and encodes 532 amino acids. The transcript is spliced from 8 exons. The record is from RefSeq and is a predicted model, not a curated record. Gene Ontology annotation, biological process: glycolipid biosynthetic process. Lineage: Eukaryota; Viridiplantae; Streptophyta; Magnoliopsida; Solanales; Solanaceae.